CGAGAGGCUUCUGAAGCUGCAGCACUUGCUACUUCAACAACUGCAGUGUGUCGAUCCAUCAACAACUCACGUAGCCAAGUACUGGCUCUAUGAUGCGUCGCACGUGCCAACAUGUCGAAGCAGUAUCUCUCACAGCACGCAAUAGAUGAUGCGCAUGCGACCGACAUCUUUGCCCUGGCUGUGACCACGACUCAAAUCCUCAGCGGUUCCGGAGAACCUUCGAUCAAAGUCCAUUCAACCACCGACGAUGACUUCCCCAUUGCCCAAGUCCUCAGGGACGCGCACAAGGUGGGCUGCCACCAUAUAGUCACCGAUGAGGCCGGCACAAGAGCUGUGAGUGUGGGCUUUGAUGGCCUAGUCAGAGUUUGGAAGUAUGAAGAAGGCAAAUGGGAAGACGACGGCGAAAUCAGAAAUGAUGCUCCUAAAAGAGCUGGACAAGUCUGGGCUGUGGCCUUGUCGAGCGACGGGCAAUAUCUGGCCGGGACAACUCAGGACGGACGGGUGAACGUUUGGGACUUGAACAACGGCAAGCAGAAAAUCAGAGAGUUUGAGACCAAGGGUAGUUUUGGAUUGUGCGUCGAUAUGUCUCCAGAUGGUCGCUUUGUCGCCAGCGGCCACGAAUCCGGCAACAUUUACGUCUUCUCUACCGCAACAUCUCGCCUGCUACACUCCUUACCAGGACUAAUCAAGCCUGUUCGCUCGGUUCAAUUUUCACCCGGCUCGACGCUACUUGCAGCCGCUGGCGAUGCCCGCAUUAUUUCUCUCUAUGACUCUACCUCGGGGGAACAGGUGGCUAACCUCAGCGGUCACGCCGCUUGGAUUACGAGCCUUGAUUGGAGUCAUACCGGCCAAUAUUUGCUGAGUGGAAGCCUCGAUGGCAAGGUCAAAGUAUGGGACGUGGAACGAAGAACAUGUGUGGCCACUCACAGUGAGAGUGACAAGGGUCUUUGGAGCGUCAAGUGGUUGCCGAAGAAUGCCACUGCUAUAUCGAUGCACAGGGCAGAGCGAUUUGCAACGGCGGGAAGCAAUAAAGCCAUUGCAAUCUAUCGGGAGGCAACUGGAGGUUGAUUUUCUCCAAGGGAGUGCUCUUCCGUGCACAAGCCGCUAGGCCGAACCAUCCAGAAAAGAGGUGAUUCGGAAUGGGUGCGAUUGUGGGUACAACUCGAGAGACCAGAUCAAAACUGGCUGUAAGAUUCAAUGGCGGACAUCCCGUCAACGGCUUGCCGUUGCCUCUGAGAGACAAGGAGAAUGGAGAAGCUUGAGGUCUGCCAAGACGCUGUGGAUGUGUAAGACUUACGCCUGCUGUGGCCAAGAUCGGAAACCGAAUCAAGAACACCACAGGGGUCAGCAGAAGCCCCAUCAAUGCGUCUACAUCAAUUGUGCUGGCAACCUUCACAGCAACAUCGCCCUACAUCUGGACGGACGGUAUGUGCAGGUGAAAAAGUCUACAACGUCGACGUAGAUGUAUCUCCUCAGAGAGGACCCAUUCCCAUAAAGCCAUCAGAGAGGCUGGAGAUAGGGCGAAACAUGAAUAGAGAAUGAAGGAAUCUCAAAACCUUCAGAAAAUUUGCUCUCGGCAUAAAUUUUGACAACAUCUAUCAUGGUGUGAGGAUGGAUGAAGCUUCGAAAAUGCCUGUAGAUAUUGGAC
Messenger RNA from Exophiala xenobiotica, 1648 nucleotides. RefSeq lists its product as uncharacterized. Gene Ontology annotation, cellular component: Cdc73/Paf1 complex. Lineage: Eukaryota; Fungi; Ascomycota; Eurotiomycetes; Chaetothyriales; Herpotrichiellaceae. The transcript is spliced from 4 exons. Gene Ontology annotation, molecular function: protein binding. The coding region runs from base 112 to 1068 and encodes 318 amino acids. The record is from RefSeq and is a predicted model, not a curated record.